CCUGCUGGAGUGCAGGAGUACAGAGGUAUAGAAUAAAUAAGAACUAUAGGUUAUAGUCAUGUGUAAAAGACUGUGAGAGUAAACUGAAAUAAAGUUUCACAAUCUGCAAAGGUUUGAAAUUUGUUGAUAAAAUUUCCACUUUUUUAUUUUUUAGGUGACUAAAGCUGUUCUUGCUGUCAUGCCCAGGAAAGAUAUGUAUCUAUAAACCAACAUUGUUGGUACCCUGCAAAUCAAGAAAAUGGAGAAUUCAUCUUCAGGAACAGGGAGCAUUUCAAUAAACUGCACCAAGUCUGGACGACAUAGUUAUAUUUUUAUUAUGAUUCCAGUUGUUUAUAGUUUUAUAUUUAUUGUGGGAUUUUUGGGUAAUAUCAUGGUUGUCCUUAUGAUCUAUAAAAUCAUGAAGUUAAAAACAGUGGCAAAUGUUUUUAUGCUGAACUUGGCACUAGCUGACCUGUCAUUCCUGAUCACAUUACCCUUGUGGGCAGCUUACACAGCAAUGGGCUACAGGUGGCUAUUUGGUAGUAUCCUGUGCAAACUUACCUCAGGCCUCAUCACCUUCAAUUUGUAUGCAACAAUAUUUCUUCUUUCAGGCCUGAGCAUAGACCGCUAUCUUGCCAUAGUGAGACCCAUGCAGUCACGACCUAGACGUACUGUACUGUAUGCAAGAAUUACUUGCAUUCUCAUAUGGAUCUCUGCCUUUUUCUUAAGCUUGCACAUUAUGUGCUAUCGGGAUGCCAUACUGAUAAAAAAUCUCAACAUAACAGUGUGUGGUUUAUAUGACUCAAGCAAACUCAAAGAAAUUGCAUUAGUGAAUGGCUUACUCAAAAGUAUUUUGGGAUUUUUCAUUCCCUUGAUAAUAAUAAUUACAUGCUACUGUCUGAUUGGCAAGACACUGGUGAAAGCAUAUCAAAUUCAGAAGAGCAAAUACCAAAGUGAUGAAGUCCUGAAGAUGCUGGUUGCCAUUGUGGCAGCCUUUUUCAUCUGUUGGGUGCCCCAUCACAUCUUUAACUUUAUGGAUGUGCUUGUCCAUUCAAAAGUAAUACAGAAUUGCCAUGUAGAAGAUAUAAUUGACACAGCCAUGCCUUUUACCAUCUGCUUAGCUUUCCUCAAUAGCUGUCUGAAUCCUAUAUUAUAUGGGUUUGUGGGGAGAAAUUUUCGGAACAAUAUGAAAAGGCUGGUAAAAUGUUUGCCACCCGUAGCAAAAUCGCAUUCAAGCCUUUCCACAAAGAUCAGCUCCCUCUCUUACCGUGGAUCUGAAAGCUUUCACUUAACAGCAAGCAAGCAAACUACCCCUAUUGGUACGUAUUGAAUGAUCAAAUAUGCAAAAGCAUCAAUCUAAAAAAGGAGAAGGAAGGGCAUCAGGUGACCAUUACAUUAAAUCACCUUGUAUUAAUGCAUGCUGGUAAAGACAGUUACUGUAUAUUAAGAGCCCACACAAAAUGUCAAAAGGAACUUAUCGUUAUUUAACUGGAAGUAUGAUUUUCACGGCAGGGACCAUAUUAAAUUACUGCAUAGGUACAGUGAAGGCCUUUUUUUUAAACAGAAAUGUAAAUUUAUAUAAGAUCAAUCAUCUUUAUUCACUAUGCAAAGGUCAAGAACUGCACUAGUGAAUUUUUAUCUGGAAACUUUAGUGUGCCCUGUUCAAAUGCCCAACAUCUCAGAAGAGCACACGCUCCUUAGACUACAAGAUCUCCAGACACAUUUCCAGUUUAAACUGUACCUCUUCAUCUUUUCAGCGUUGCUCUUUUCAGUUUAACGUACUGGGUUUGGUAAGAGAAGAUAUUUUUUGCCACAAAGCAAAGUAAUUUUUUUAUUUAGUUUGGCCACUUUAUAUCAUUUCUAAAUCUGUAUGGAAUGUUUUAAUGUAAAUUUAAUUCUACUUAUGCCAAUGCGUAUACAUCUAAAUAUAAACCUGGGUGAUGAUAAUGGUUGUACAUAAAAUAUACAGUAUAUAUUUAUUGCACUGGUACUAUUUUAUUAAUAUUACUUUUAAUAACAUUUCCCUAUGUGAAAGAACUACAAUAAAACAAUAUAUGGUAAUACCAUUAUUUAUAUCUUAAAUUAUGUGAAACUGAUUCCAUUGAUUUACUAAAGUCCUGAAUUUUAAACCAAAAGGUUGACAGUUCUAUACUCACCUGUGACUUACGGUGACCCUGAAAAAGUCACUUACCUUGCCUGUGCUCCAAAUGGGAAAAUUUUCCGGUAACAGUUAUAUACUAAUAUUGUAGGGUGUCUUGAACAAAAGUGUCAGCCAGAUAUACAAUAACAAGAGACACUAAAUAGUUUUUCUUCAAUAACUAAGCAUUCUCUACAAAGCUGAUGGCUAAAGAGCCAGUAUCAUUUCUCACCAUAAUGGAUGAAUAACUAGGUCUCCCUGUCCAUUACAGAUGAGGCAAAUUUUGUACAUUUUGUAAAUAUGUACAUAUUGAAAAUGCUACUAGUAGCCCCAACUGAAAGUAGUUUUUCUCUUGAAUAUAAUGUUUUUGCUGCAAUACCUGCAAAAUAAUGUUCAACACUUGGCAGAUUGUGUGGACAAAUAGUCCGCUGUUGUUUGUUUUUGGAAUUCCAUUUUAGCAUCUUCUAUCAUUUUGUCCCAUGUUCAUCAUUUCCCUUCAGCUUUUCUAUGUAGCUGAGCUUUCUAUAAUGCCUCUUCUUUUCUCAUUGUAUGACGUCUAUAUUUCAUGUUCAGAUUAACUGUGAACGAUCUAGUAGAAACUUACUAAUUUUUCCAUCUUGCAACUUGAAGGACAUAUAGCUAUAUCAUUGUUUAUCUUGUGUUUGUUGUCAAUGCAAUAUAUGUUGGAUUUCAGUCAUAAAACCUGUUUCUUAGGAAGGCUUCAGGGAGUUCCUUGACAGUAUUACAUAAUAUUUUCUUUCCAACUAUAUAAGAAGUAGCAACAAAUAUACUGUAUGUAAACAUAACAGUUAAAGUUUGCAUGAACUUAAAACUCGUGAAAUAUAUUGUUAUUUAUGUCUUAGAUAUUAGAUGCCACCAGUACAUUGUAAAUAAAAUUGUAUAUUUCUAUCAAGUAUACAAAGCUAUAUUUAUUACAGAAUUGUAAAAUGUAUUCCUGUGACAAAUUUUAAAGUCCUUUAUUAAUGUAACCUUACAAUCUAAUAUGUAGGUUUUAGGUGUGCAUCCAAAACAAAUAUACAGUCUAUAAGAAACAAGGAAUAUGUCAAAAGUUGUAUUUUCUUUUUAGGAACAUUGUUUACUGUUUUAUAUUUGGAUCAUAUUUUUUUCAUUUCAGGUCCAGAAAUAUUUAGUGUGAUAUUCUGAUCCAAUAGGCUGUUUAGUUUAACUGUUACUUUUACAGCGACUCCUGUAUGUGUAAGUAAAAAUAAUAAAUUAGUAUUAUUUAGAAAA
Molecule: messenger RNA, 3367 nt
Organism: Erpetoichthys calabaricus (reedfish)
Lineage: Eukaryota; Metazoa; Chordata; Cladistia; Polypteriformes; Polypteridae
Gene: agtr1a
Product: angiotensin II receptor, type 1a
Exons: 1
Coding region: 239-1309 (356 amino acids)
Biological process (GO): regulation of vasoconstriction; immune response; G protein-coupled receptor signaling pathway
Cellular component (GO): membrane
Molecular function (GO): angiotensin type II receptor activity
Source: RefSeq, a predicted model, not a curated record